Messenger RNA from Athalia rosae (coleseed sawfly), 2520 nucleotides. Its product is annotated as pyrimidine-specific ribonucleoside hydrolase RihA-like. Gene Ontology annotation, molecular function: hydrolase activity, hydrolyzing N-glycosyl compounds. Lineage: Eukaryota; Metazoa; Arthropoda; Insecta; Hymenoptera; Athaliidae. The record is from RefSeq and is a predicted model, not a curated record. The transcript is spliced from 7 exons. Bases 462 to 1520 code for a protein of 352 amino acids.
GGUGAGAAAAUAACGUCGAAGUUUGUAUAGAUCAGUCGACGUACACAUUUCGUGCGAUUAUUUGAAAAAGUCAUUCGAUUUACCACCAUGAAAUAACCGUUAGUAAGAUAUUAUGUGAAAAACGAAGUUUUAUGCGUGCAGGACGGAAAACAAAAUUUUCAACUUCUUCGAAUAUUUUCUUCAUUUUAUCAGAAGAAGAUCUACCUGCAACGAAGAGAUUUAUUACAUCAUCGCAAGUUGGAUGAAAAUGCCGUUUGCUUUCGUAACGAUAACGUAAAUAAAAUAGUAAUUUUGGGUAUUCGUCAUCAUUGCAGUGGACCCUUCGUAUUACCUCGAAUAUUCCGUCGAUUUGAAAACAUCAGAUGUGUAUAAAAUAAAAAUCCGACGAGUGUAAAUUUUCGUUUUACAAUUAGCUGGCGGUGCAAGUGAAAAUAGAUAAGAAAUUAUUCAAGUAUAUCAGGAUGAAGUUUGAGAACAAACUACAAGAAAUCUGGAUCUUUGGUCUGAUAAUUUUGGCUGCAGUAUCGGCAAUUAGUCAACCACCCACCGAAUGCGGUAACAGAUAUGGAAUACAACCGACUAGAGAAAUGAUCGUCGACAUGGACGGUGUGGGAGACGAUAUUAUUGGGCUUUGUAUCGCACUGCGAGCAGAAUCAUUGGAUGGUGGCCCUAAAGUAAUUGCAAUCACAUGCGUGAAUGGUAAUACCUACGCACGUAAUUGCGCCAUGAACGUUUUGAAAACACUGAAAUUAUUCAACAGACUCGAUAUUCCAGUCUACGUUGGUGCAGAACACCCCAUACUGUUACCAUAUUACAAGAACAUUUCGUUCUACGGUAGAGAUGGCCUGAACGAUUUUCACUACCCCGAUCCUCCAUCGCCAAGUUUGAUAAAAAACACAAACGCUGUGAUCGCGAUGAUCGACAUCGUUAGAAGGAACCCAGGCAAAGUAACGAUCGUAGCGAUGGCACCGCUGACGAACAUUGCGAUAGCGAUCAGGUUGUAUCCGAAUUUGCUCCUAGAUGCUCAGCAAGUGCUUGUUAUGGGUGGUGCCACAAAUGGCCAUGGGAAUAUAAUCCCCGGUGUCGACGCAAACUCAUAUGCCGAUCCGGCAGCAGGCUACGUGCUUUUUAACGGCGCCUGCAAGUCAAACCCCAUCCAUUUGGUACCGCUAGAAACGACCAUCGCAGUUCGCGUUAGGAUGGAUUUCAGACUGGCUUUGACAACCAAGAAGAAUCCAAUAGGGUGGCUAAUCGAUAACGCGGAAGGUUCAGCUUUGGAUCGAAAUGCUGAAUAUUGGUUUUGUCCCGACGCUGUCGCUAUGGUUGUAGCGACGACCUUGGGUUGUAUCGUCACAAAAUCGGCAUAUUAUCACAUGGAGGCGAUUUACGAGGGUGAAAGAACAGCGGGAUUGACCAUUGUAGACUUUGGAAAUGUCACCGAAAAAGAACCAAAUAUCAAUCUCAUUCAGGAGAUCAAUAGCGAAACGUACCACCAAUUGCUGACCAGAUAUUUGAGUUGAAAGACAGAACGGCACACCUGAGAAUUCCCUGGAUGGAACAUUGGUUCCGUUUUCGCUUCGUCGUUAUUCGAUUAUUGAUUAAAUAAAUGAGUCACCUGUGUCAUUCAAGUAUCACAAAUAAGCCCGCAACGUUUUGAAAAUCUUGAGAUGUUUUCUUCAUUUUUAUUGGCAUGGCAAACAUUGAUCUACCUCAUCAGAAUUCACUGACAACAAAAUUCAUCGGGAGAACGAUUAACUUGUUCAUUUUUCGCGCUUUUAAGGCAGCUGAUUAUAUCCUUGGAACGAUCCACAUUUCAUCAAGACUUUAAAUUCAAACUUCUGCUGUAAUACGAUCUCUAAGCUGAUUCAAUAUCUUCAUUAGGUAUUUACGUUGCAAUGUAUCACCAAUGAUGAUGACGAUAAAAUAACAUGUAUCAUGACAGUCGGUGUACGAAAGUGUGGACAAUUGUAAAACAGUCGAGACAUGAGGAAAAUUAUUAUUCGAAAAUAAUUAUGAGGAUGUAAAUAACGAAAUCAAACAUAAAUGGUAAUGCAAAAUAAAACGUCCGAUGGCACGACCACGUGGACUAGGCUUAGGGCUCGUGCUACAAGUUACGUUACUAUCGGGGUUUUUUUUUCUAGAGAAUUAUAGGGAAUCUGAACUGUCAGUAACUUCUUUAUUAUUUUUCUUGGACACGUCUUUUUCAUUAAUAAUUUUUCUUUCUUUCUAUUCAUCUAUUUAUCUAUCUAUCUACAGAAAUAAAAUGGUAGAGGUUUCCGUUCAGCACGCAAAAACUGUACUAAAUAGAUUAUGAUCAUAUUUAUUUAUUUUUUUCAUCCUUAGAUGUUUGGUCUUUAUGAACCAAAAAAUUGCGAUAUCUUUCUUCGAUAUUGAUUUCAUUUGAAAUGAAAAAAACAAAUUAAUAAAUGAAACUAAAAAAACAAACUUUACUACAGCCUGUAGGUGAGAUAUAUGAAUCAAUCAUAUUAUCUAAUGUUAAAAAAAAACGAGUUUCUAGUU